This is a messenger RNA of Pseudogymnoascus destructans, 1050 nucleotides long. RefSeq lists its product as uncharacterized. Lineage: Eukaryota; Fungi; Ascomycota; Leotiomycetes; Thelebolales; Thelebolaceae. Bases 1 to 1050 code for a protein of 349 amino acids. The record is from RefSeq and is a predicted model, not a curated record. The transcript is spliced from 6 exons.
AUGACCCAACCGGAGCAACCCGCGCAGCAGCUUCCGCCGAUUGCGCCGCAACCGACCCAGGAGCAGCGCCCCCAGGCGCAACAGAGGCCGUCCCUAAGACCCAGAUCGAGGUCUGGCUUCAGCUUCCGGAGUCACAAGUCGCAGGACAGCUAUGGAAGUACGCCAAAGGUUGAGAUACAGGAGACGCCGCGCGAGAAGGCUGCGCGCAGGUUGAGUACGAAGGCAGACCCUCGUUUGGCCAUGUCCGAGGCCCAGCCAUCUGAUAUUGCCAAUGACCAUUCGACACGUUUGGCGUCACUGCGUGCGAUUCAACAUAGAGAUACAUAUGGCCUUCCGAUCGCCGACCCAGAUCGCUCAAAUCCUACACGAAGCAGGUGGGAGAGGCCGCUCGAUACAAUUAGAUCCUUUGAGGCAGCUAUAGAUGGCAAUUAUGCCCGGAAAUCAGGACGUUAUGAUGGGGCGAUAGAAUCUCGCCGCUCAAGUUACUACGGAGGAACCAUCAAGGCAAUGGUUAUGGCGGACGAGGCCAGUCUUACCGGAACGAUGGGUAUGCAAAUGGCAAUGGGUCCAGGCCCGACAGCUAUUACUACGACAACAAUAACACCGGCCCUGAACACCAUGGCUGGUGUCUACCCGCCAAAUGGCAACGCGCAAUCAUAUGAGACGGUAACCACAGCUGCCGGAAGCGGCAGUUCUGCGGAGCCCCUUGGAUACAGCACCGAUCCAAGCAGUGACAACAGCUCAUUUGACAGAGUCGCCCCGAUCUCAAAGGCUGACUACGGUAACAACUCUCCGUCAAACGGACAGUAUGGUUAUCAAAGCAACCAGCAGCAAUACCCCGUAGGAGGCGUCCAGCAGGGCCAUCAGGCAGCCGGAUACCCAUCUCAGAAAAACGGCCCCCUGCCGCCGGUCAAGGACAGAGAACCCCCGCGCGUCCCAAUCAAACUGGGUAAAUCCGCCCCAGGGGCACCGACGCAGCAAUACGAUCCCCCCAAGGCCGCGCCGGACAAGCCCAAGAGCUGGUUCUCGAAGCGAUUUAGCAAAUCCUAG